Carassius auratus (goldfish) is the source of this 2109-nucleotide messenger RNA. RefSeq names its product excitatory amino acid transporter 2-like. Gene Ontology annotation, molecular function: L-glutamate transmembrane transporter activity; glutamate:sodium symporter activity; neutral L-amino acid transmembrane transporter activity. Lineage: Eukaryota; Metazoa; Chordata; Actinopteri; Cypriniformes; Cyprinidae. Gene Ontology annotation, cellular component: plasma membrane. The transcript has 11 exons. The coding region runs from base 46 to 2109 and encodes 687 amino acids. Gene Ontology annotation, biological process: L-glutamate import across plasma membrane; L-aspartate transmembrane transport. The record is from RefSeq and is a predicted model, not a curated record.
CAACAGCCAGUGGGAGUGAAAGAGGGCUGGUUUAGAAGAAGAGGAAUGGACACAGUCCUGAAAGAAGACAUUAUGGUGGAGGAAAAAGAAGGACGAGGACCAUCUGCUGGCGAUAGAAUGACGAAUAAGCAUUUGGGAAACCAGACAAGUGCAGCAUUGCAGAUGGACGAUGGAGUGGAAGCAGCAUUAAAAGACAACACAAAUCAACAAUGCGGCUGGUUUUCACGCAAUCUGCUCCUUGCCCUCACCGUGCUAGGUGUUAUCGCGGGCACAGUGCUGGGCAUGAUGCUGCGUUAUGUUCCUGAUCUGGACACAGACACUCUCACGCUGGUUUCCUUUCCGGGAGACAUCCUAAUGAGAAUGCUGAAGAUGCUCAUCCUGCCCCUCAUCAUCUCCAGUCUCAUCACAGGCCUGGCCGGUCUGGAUGCUCGCUCCAGUGGAAGAAUGGGCUCCAGAGCAAUGGUGUACUACAUGUCCACCACAGUAAUCGCUGCUGUUCUAGGGGUCAUCCUGGUGCUUGGAAUACACCCUGGGAACCCAAAACUCAGGUCCAGUCAGUCCAGCUCCGCCCCCAAGAACCAAGAAGUCAGCAGUAUGGAUGCCUUUCUGGAUCUGAUCCGAAACCUUUUCCCAGAGAACCUGGUCCAGGCCUGUUUUCAACAGGUUCAGACAGUGAUGAAAAAAGUAUCUGUCCCAGUCCAGAACCAAACAGAACCGAUCCUUGUCAAUAGGAAAACACUGGAACACAAGUGGGGAAUGAAUGUUUUAGGUUUGAUUGGAUUCUUCAUCACGUUUGGGAUCUGCAUGGGGAAAAUGGGAGAGAGGGGGAAGCUCAUGUGCGAUUUCUUCAACAUCCUUAAUGAGAUCAUCAUGAAGAUGGUGUCCAUGAUCAUGUGGUACUCUCCAGUAGGCAUUGCCUCCCUCAUCUGUGGGAAAAUUGCUGCUAUCGGUGACUUGGAAGUGGUGGCGAGGCAGCUAGGCAUGUACAUGGUCACAGUCAUAGUCGGUCUCAUUAUUCAUGGCGCGCUCAUCCUGCCAGUCAUAUUCUUCGCCGUGACUCGGAAAAACCCCUUCACGUUUUACUCUGGUAUCUUCCAGGCGUGGAUCACUGCUCUGGGAACGGCCAGCAGUGCUGGGACAUUGCCAGUGACGUUUCGUUGUCUGGAAGAGAAUCUAAAGAUUGACAAGCGUGUGACACGCUUUGUGCUGCCCAUUGGAGCCACCAUAAACAUGGAUGGCACUGCACUCUAUGAGGCUGUAGCAGCCAUUUUCAUCGCCCAGAUGAAUGACAUUUCUCUAGAUGGAGGACAGAUUGUUACUGUUAGUAUGACAGCGACUUUGGCCAGUGUGGGAGCCGCCAGUAUUCCCAGUGCGGGUCUGGUCACCAUGUUGCUAAUCUUGACCGCUGUGGGCCUUCCAACUCAAGACAUCAGCCUGCUCGUCGCUGUCGAUUGGCUACUCGACAGAAUGCGCACCUCCAUUAACGUCGUGGGUGACUCUUUCGGGGCAGGCAUUGUGGACCACCUAUCACGGGCAGAGCUUGCCGUGAUCGACGGGGACAUCCCUCUCUCAGACGAGGAGUUUGUCCCCCCUCCACCUCUCCUCACUGAAAUAGACCUCAUAGACCCUCUCAAACCACCCGAACUGCCCCCUCGCUCCCCGCGCCCCCCAAAGCUCAACCAUCACGCCCCGUCUCUGACCCCUUCACUGUCUCAAUCGCACUCUAUCCCACACUCGCCCCGUUCCGUCCGCUCCCCGUCACCCCACUCCAUUCGUUCGCCCUCCCCUCGCUCCGUGUGCUCUCACUCCCCGAGGCCUUUCCGAACGCAUUCCCCUCGUCUUUUAUGCAGGACGGAGCCUGGAUACUGCGCCCUGCCCACUCACGACAACCAGAUUACAACUCUUCCCAGAGGUUUUCGAGAGAGGAGCAGAAAUCGGGAAAGAGACAGAGAAAGAGAAAGAGAGAGACUGCAGGAACGGGAUAAAGGGAGCGAGACUGAGGAGGAUGAGGAGAAAGAAAGAAUGAUGGACGAGGUGAGCGACGGAGAAGAAAGCGACGACACAGCGUAUGACAGACGCCACACCAUCCCACCUUGUGACCUGCCCUGA